Psammomys obesus (fat sand rat) is the source of this 855-nucleotide messenger RNA. RefSeq names its product H-2 class II histocompatibility antigen, A-K alpha chain-like. The annotation marks the transcript as partial. The transcript has 3 exons. Gene Ontology annotation, molecular function: MHC class II protein complex binding. The record is from RefSeq and is a predicted model, not a curated record. Gene Ontology annotation, cellular component: MHC class II protein complex; membrane. Gene Ontology annotation, biological process: antigen processing and presentation of exogenous peptide antigen via MHC class II; peptide antigen assembly with MHC class II protein complex; immunoglobulin production involved in immunoglobulin-mediated immune response. Lineage: Eukaryota; Metazoa; Chordata; Mammalia; Rodentia; Muridae.
CUCGCUCCCGCCGCGCCCCGCGCCCCGUCUGAGCGGGGCCUGCAGCAGGCCCGGGGCUUCCCCGGCCUCUCCCGGGCCGCUCCGCAGCAGCUCUGCCCCCGGCAACCGUGACGUCAUCGCGGCGGGAUUUUCUGAUUGGUCGGGCGGCGUGGGUUUGGUGCGGGACCCGCGGGGCCGGCUCCUCACAACCUCCGAACCCCGAAGAGCUCCGGAGAGCCGUGCGGAGGCCGCGGGCGACGAGGAUGCCGACCAGCCGCGCUCUGAUCCUGGGGGUCCUCGCCCUGACCGCGCUCCGCGCCUGCGGAGGGCAAGACGACAUCAAGGCUGACCACGUGGGCAACUAUGGUACAGUUGUCUAUCAGUCAUACGGACCCAACGGCCAGUACACGUUUGAAUUUGAUGGUGAUGAGUUGUUCUAUGUGGACUUGGGUAAGAAGGAGACUGUCUGGAGGAUUCCUGAGUUUGGCCAGCUGACGAGCUUUGACCCCCAACGUGGACUGCAACAGAUAGCUACAGGAAAACACAACUUGGAAGUCAUGAUUAAGAGGUCCAACUCUACCCCAGCUACCAACAAGGUUCCUGAGGUGACUGUGCUCCCCAAGUCCCCCGUGCUGCUGGGUCAGCCCAACAUCCUCCUCUGUCUGGUGGACAACAUCUUCCCCCCUGUGGUCAAGAUCACGUGGUUGAGAAACAGCAGGUCAAUCACAGACGGCGUUUAUGAGACCAGCUUCCUCACCAAACCUGACCAUUCCUUCCAGAAGAUGUCUUACCUCACCUUCAUCCCUACCGAUGAUGACGUUUAUGACUGCAAAGUGGAGCACUGGGGCCUGGACGAGCCGGUUCUGAAACACUGGG